CGGCUGUUGGUUGUGCAUGUGGUUUGGUAAAUAUAUUUGUAUUAAAGAUUCAGGUAUUAUGAGCUGUGAACGGGGAAAUGUUGCAAGGAAGCGAGCGCAAAAGCACCAAAAUGUCACUGUGUUUAAAAAUGACAAGUAUGACAAAAGUAAUAAGACGAAGAGGCUGAAUGCUAUCGUACAUACAGGUGUAUGCAUACGAUGUAAGGAAGUGUUGGAAUGGAAAAUAAAAUAUGGCAAGUAUAAGCCACUUAGUCAGCCUCGGAAAUGCGUUAAAUGCCUUCAGAAGACGGUGAAGGAUUCGUACCACAUUAUGUGUAAACCAUGUGCCUUCAAGCUGGAGCUCUGUGCCAAAUGUGGGAAGAAGGAGGAGAUUGUGCAUCUAUUGUCCUCUUCAGAAACCCAAAAUAGAGAAGGUGAUGCUGAAACAGAUCCUGACACAAGAAGUUGCAUAAAAGGGAGCGAAGGCAAUGGAGAUGCCGAAUGUACUGAUGACUCUGAUUUUGAUGGUGAUGAUGAGAGCGAUAGAGCAAAGUCCAUUGAGACUUUAACUUGUGUAUCCAACCAACAAACUAAUGCACCAUUGAAGAACAAACAGAUGACAGCCCAGGGAGAACUGAACUUUUCUAGCUUGAAUCUUGAGGAUUGAGCAACAGCCAGUAUAAAUGAAACAGCUUGAUCGUUUCUAUCUUUGGUUACAUAACUGUAUACUAGGUUCAGUAUAUCUGACAUGACUGUCAACCAAAGCAUGUUUUUCUAGCUUCUUUGCACAGAUAGGAACAUGUAAUAUUGUCAGAAUAAUACUGUGAAAGAGAGAGUGGAGAAAUUAGUGCAAGCAUAUUGACUGCUAGUUUCAGUCCACCAGAUCCACUGUCUGAACUGAAUGUGCAGCAGUGGAUGUUGUGAACAGCUGAUGCUCGUACACUGUGCGCUCAGGUCUAAACACAGAUGUCUUUAUCAUAAUGAGGCAAUUGAUUAAACUAAUGACUUAGAGAAUUAUGAAAGAUAUGACCUAACCAUAUGUAGGGUAUAAUUCCUAUUAAUGACACAAGUAUUAUUUGAAUUCAUGAAAAUUUGGCAUUAUUAUUAACUUGAGCUGUUGCUACAAAGUGGAACAAUUUAUAUUAUUGUAGUGGUUAGACUUUCUCUUUAUUCUGAAAAAUUUGUAUUUUAUAAAUUCUCUAAAAUAAAAUACAAUCUUGAGUAUCUUCUGCCGAGUCACAUAAGUAAAACCACAAAAUGCACUCAAUGCCCACUUUAUUAACUACAGGGCUUCUGCUGCUGUAGCCCAUCUACUUCGCUUCGAUGUGCUGUGCUUUCAGAGAUGCUCUUCAGUAUACUGUUGUAACAUGUGGUUAUUUGACUUGCUGCUGCCUACCUGUCCACUUGAACCAGUCUGGCCAUUUUCCUCUGCCCUUUCUCAUUAACAAGGCCCUUUUACCCAUAGAACUGCUGUUCUCUGGAUGUUUUCUGCACCAUUCUCUGUAAACUCUAGAGGCUGUUGUGUGUUAAAACGCCAGGAAAUCUGUUUCUGAGAUACUCAAACCACCCCGUUUGGUGCCAGCAAUCAUUCCACUGACAACGUCACUUAGAUCACUUUUCCUCUCCAUUCUGAUGUUUGGUCUGAACAAUAACUUGCCUCUUGACCACAUCUGUAUGCUUUUAUGCAUUGAGUUUCUGCCAUGUGAUUGGCUGACUAGAUAUUUGCAUUAAUGAGCAGAUGUACCUAAUAAAAUGGCCACUGUGUA
Messenger RNA from Mobula hypostoma (lesser devil ray), 1745 nucleotides. RefSeq names its product chromosome 5 C9orf85 homolog (gene c5h9orf85). The transcript is spliced from 4 exons. NCBI's taxonomy places the organism in Eukaryota, Metazoa, Chordata, Chondrichthyes, Myliobatiformes, Myliobatidae. The coding region runs from base 17 to 646 and encodes 209 amino acids. The record is from RefSeq and is a predicted model, not a curated record.